Nematolebias whitei (Rio pearlfish) is the source of this 1119-nucleotide messenger RNA. RefSeq names its product LIM/homeobox protein LMX-1.2-like. Gene Ontology annotation, molecular function: DNA-binding transcription factor activity, RNA polymerase II-specific; RNA polymerase II transcription regulatory region sequence-specific DNA binding. The transcript has 8 exons. Lineage: Eukaryota; Metazoa; Chordata; Actinopteri; Cyprinodontiformes; Rivulidae. The record is from RefSeq and is a predicted model, not a curated record. Gene Ontology annotation, cellular component: nucleus. Gene Ontology annotation, biological process: regulation of transcription by RNA polymerase II; neuron differentiation. The coding region runs from base 1 to 1119 and encodes 372 amino acids.
AUGCUGCAGGACUUUAAGGUGGAGGAGAGGCUGAGGACUGAUGGAGGCUCCCUGCACGCGCUCAUAGCAGGGGAGUGUCCCCCGCAGGCCGUGUGUGAGGGCUGCGCGCGGACCAUCUCGGACCGCUUCCUGCUGCGGGUCAAUGGCGCGUCUUGGCACGAGGAGUGUCUGCAGUGCGCCGCGUGCCAGCAGCCGCUCACCGCCACCUGCUACUGCAAGGACACCAAACUGUACUGCAGGAGCGACUACCAACGGUUAUUUUCCACAAAGUGCAGCAGAUGUUUGGGAAAAAUUUCCCCUACAGAGUUUGUGAUGCGAGCUCUGGAAAGUGUUUACCACCUCAGAUGCUUCUGCUGCUGCGUCUGUGAGCGGCAGCUGUGCAAAGGAGACGAGUUUGUUCUGAAGAAGGGUCAGCUGCUGUGCAGGAGAGACUACGAGAGGGAAAAAGACCUGCUCAGCACAGUCAGCCCGGACGACUCAGACUCAGAUAGGAGUGAGGAUGAGGAUUUGGUUGUGAAAUCAGAAAAACUUUCAGCAGUGAAAAGCAGCGAUGACAGCAAGGAUCCCCGCCGGCCCAAACGACCACGCACCAUCCUCACCACCCAGCAGAGGAGAGCCUUCAAGGCUUCCUUUGAGGUCUCUUCAAAACCCUGCAGGAAGGUCAGAGAAACCUUGGCUGCAGAGACUGGGCUAAGUGUUCGUGUGGUCCAGGUCUGGUUUCAGAACCAGAGGGCAAAGAUGAAGAAGUUAGCUCGUAGACAGCAGCAGCAGGAGCAACACAACAGCCAAAGGCUCGGCCAAGAGGUGGUAUCUGGUUGUAUGGAGGGUCUGCUCACUUCCUACUCGGGGCCUCUUCCUCCAGGUCAGCAGCAGCUGGUGACCAUGGAGCACCACAGCUACAACCCUGACCCAUUCCAGCAGGGCCUCACACCGCCACAGAUGCCUGGAGACCACAUGAAUCCCUUCGGAAUGGAUUCCAUCUUCCCUGACAUGGACAGUGACACAUCUCAGACAAGUUUCAGCGACUGCUUCAUGUCCACUCCAGACUUGCUGCAGGCUCAGACAGGGAACCCCAUGGACAGCCUUUACUCCAUGCAGAGCUCCUACUUUGCUUCCUGA